Molecule: messenger RNA, 261 nt
Organism: Aspergillus fischeri NRRL 181
Lineage: Eukaryota; Fungi; Ascomycota; Eurotiomycetes; Eurotiales; Aspergillaceae
Exons: 3
Coding region: 1-261 (86 amino acids)
Source: RefSeq, a predicted model, not a curated record
AUGAAACUUCAACUCCACCCCACCACCCUCCUCCUCUCCACCCUGACCCUAACCUCCCAACUCGCCCGCGCAGACCUAAGCUACUACUGCGAAAUGGCCAAAGACGGCACGAACAUGAUCCAGAAGGCCUAUUGCUGCGAUGAUCUGGUGCCUGCGCGCUACGCCGAGAGUUUCCUGCAGGGGGACAAGUGUACGCCUGCGGAUCCGAAGACGUUCCUCUGGCAGUAUCCUGGAGGGGAGUGGGGAAAGAAGGCUGGCUAA